Bicyclus anynana (squinting bush brown) is the source of this 2423-nucleotide messenger RNA. Its product is annotated as putative leucine-rich repeat-containing protein DDB_G0290503. The transcript is spliced from 10 exons. NCBI's taxonomy places the organism in Eukaryota, Metazoa, Arthropoda, Insecta, Lepidoptera, Nymphalidae. Bases 37 to 2256 code for a protein of 739 amino acids. The record is from RefSeq and is a predicted model, not a curated record.
CAGAGGUGAUAUGUGUGCUAUAUACUUAUUAUUAAUAUGAAUUCCUUAUUAGUUAACCUGACUAAAAAUGCUUUGAUGAUCGAUUUCAAAAAGAUAAACGAGAUUCCGUUAAAGUUAGUGGCUACAUGUGAACAGACAUUGGCGACGAGGAAAGACAUGAUAGACUGGUUUGAAAACUUAAAGAAUCACGAACAGGGUUGCUCAAAGAGCAGUCUUUCUAAAAAGAUAUACGAGUUUAACGCAGAAAACGAAAUGUUGAGUUGCACUUUGGAAACAGUGAAAAAUGAUUUUCUUAAUGAAUUGAACGACAUCUUAAGAACAUGUAUAAACGAAAGAAUAGCCCUCCAACUGCGUACCGAAGAAUUCACGUGCGAAAUAUCGGAACUGAAUUCGCAGAACACCGAGCUCAAAAAGCAAUUAUACAAUGCCGAGAAUCAAAAGUCCCAUAUAAAUAAAAUAAGAAUUGAGGAACUCGAAAAGGAACUGAAAGAUGAAAAAGUUAAGAAAUUAAGAAUACGAGAUCACCUAUCGCGUGCUGAAGGGCAGUUGAAAAUUGAAGCGGAUCGAGCAGCACAGCUAGAGGCGGCGCUCAACCAAGCAAUCACACAUACAAGGAGUUUGGAGCGAACGAUACAACAGCAACAGGAACAGAAUCAGCAAUUGCAAAAAGAUUUCGGCAGUGAAUUAAAUAAAUUAAAAGAAUCUAUAAAGAAGAACACAAAUCAUAUAGAGGAUAUUGCUACAGCUAGAGAAACUUUGCAACACGAAAAUGAAGAUCUAAAGAAAAAGCUCCAGGAACUAACAUGUCAUUAUAAUUUAUCUCAAAGUACAAUGAAAGAAGAUCUGAAUAAAAAUAUCGCUAAGCUUAUUGAAGUUGAAAAUAGAUACAAUGAAGAAUUGCGAAAUAAAGAGAAAUUACACAAAACUGUUGACUCCCAAUGGGCUCGUUUACUGGAAUAUGAAUCAUGCCAUAAAGACAUGUUGAAAAAGAUACAAGAAGCUGAAAGCACCACUAAUGAACUUAUGAACUACAAAAAAGAGUUGGAACGAACUAAGAACGAGCUAAAUGAAGCUGUUACUAAUUUAGAAAAAUACAAAACAUUAAAUUCAGAACAGGAAGUUAAAAUACUGGGAAUUGAGGAAAACUUGAAAAUUUCACUUGAGUUAGAAAAGAAAAUCAAAACAGAAAUUAGUAAUAAGAACAAUAACAUCGCAGAACUUGAAGAAAGAAAUAAGUUGCUUACUCAGCAGUUACUGGAAAAUGAUUGCAAAAUGCAAACUUACGAAGAUCAACUAAGUACUCUGAAAAGCCAUUUAACAAAGAUGCACGAACAUUUUAUUGAGUAUGGAAACUUCGAAAAGAUACACGAACAGGUCAAUCGACAAAAUAUUAAGCUGGCUGAAACCAAACGAAAGAAUGAUGAAUUAUCUGAAGAAUUAGAGAAAAAACAAAAUAACUUAAAACAAGUAACCGAACUGUUAACAGAACAUGAGAAUUUAUUAAAACAAAGACAAAGUUUUUUACAAUCAGAAAAAGAUAAAGAACAAUCGAAUAUUCUAAGACUAAAUGGCCAAAUUAAUGAAAAGAAUGCUGAAAUUAGUUCCCUUAUUACAAACAUAAAAACAAGGAAAGAACAAAUAUCUCAAUUGGAAAAGAUAAUACUAACAAUUGAAGAUCAAAAUAGAAAAUGUGCUGUUCAAAAACGAAAAGACCAUGAUAAAAUUUGUGCUCUUGAACAAAAAAUUGCUGAAUACGAACACUACUUGUCGUCUAGAGACCCUGAGUUACCAGAUAAUUUAGAUAAUCUGAUAAAAAUUCUCGAAGAUGAAUUAGGAACUUCUUAUGAUAAUGAUCACAUUUCAAGUUGCUUCAAGCAGAUUGAGUCAAAUUACAGGAACCAAAAUGAUUCUAGUUAUCAACCAAAUAGUAAAAGGCCAGCUAAAAUUGUGAUGGGAAACUUUGUGAAGAAAACUUACAUACCAAACAACGAUGAUAUUAAUAAUUAUAGAAACGAUAUUGACUAUCCACGAAAGAAAGCCAUUAAUAGUACUGAUACACAGCAUUGUAUACCAGCACCUGACGCUGAAAAUUCGUUUGAAUUUAUGAAAAAUGACGUGUGUACCGACGGAAUAUUGCAACAUUGCAACCAUUCAAAAGAAAAAUUAUCAAAAAAAUUGCAAUACAUUUUGCCUAAACAAAUGAGGGACGAAAAAAAAAGCAAAAUGUUUAAAUUUGCUAGUCCUCGAAUAACAUGACUUUAUUCUAGGCUACAAUAUUUUUAUUGUAUUUGUCCAAUGUACAUGUAACUUUAAAUUUACACGUAUUUAUUUACAUUAAAAUGUUUGAGAUAAGUUAAAAAAAGUAUAUUUAAUUUGAUAAUAUUAUUUUUAUAAGCGAAAAAAAGGUAAUAAUCUUCUCAUUC